AACAAUCGACCAACCACCGAGAUGCUAUUCCCUCCCAGUCGACGGCAACACCGAAUGGUGCCUGAGGCGGCGAGGCGCAGCGCAGCCUGCGGGGACUGCUGCUGCACGUCACUCCCGAGGUGGCGCUGAGUUGUCGCUAGCGCGCGCUGGAGAGAGUGCCACUGCGAGGCCGCAAAGCGCAGAAGAUGCGAUCAUAGGACGAGGCAUUUCCUGGGUCACCGGUCGACAGAAACAGUCACAUGCCGCCGUCGCAUCGUCUGCCACUAUUUCCAUCCAUUUCCCUCGACGACGAAACUAGUCUCUCGUCUACCAGACGUGGCGAGCCAUCGACCGAGUCCCGCAUUCAAUCUCCACUCCAUCUUUCCUCCCACCACAUCCUCUCUUCUCUCAAUCUCCUGUCACCUUGAAAAGACGUUGACCGGCAGGACAACAAUCGCAUAGCGCGCAGUAUGGCUGCAGCAGACUACUUCCAACCUGGCGGGGGCUCGUCCUACUUGCAGCCUGGCCCACCGAACCAGAACAACGCAUCCAUGCCGCAAAACCCUCCCUACCCUCUGUCAGACGCUCCACCUCCCUACAGUGCGUUCGCAGAUGCGCGACCCCACUCACAACCACCUCCACAACAGCGACCGCCCAAUCCAGCGGACGACAUCUAUCGGCCAGCACCGCCUCCAGCGAACGCCUAUCCGCCCGAGAAGAGUUCGAGACCGCCGCAUCAGAUCAACGAUUAUUACCACUAUCAGCAACAGCAACAGCAGUCUGGCUACACGCCGCAGCAGCCCUACCAGCAACAGCAAGGUUACUUCCCUGCAGCAAGCGGGUCAGGUGCGCAGCAAAUCUAUCGAGACGAUCGUAAGCCCUCGACGACUCCCGGGUACAAGCCGUCGCAUUCUCCAUAUCGUGAGAGUGAGCGCGAGCGCGAGCGUGACCGCAGUCGCAGCAGGAGCCGGAGUAGGAGCAGAGAUCGACAUCGAAAACAUCAUGGCCGGCCUCAGCCUACAAAGAAGAAGUCGUCCGGUGUCAAUACAUUCCUCGGGGCUGGAGGAGGAGCACUGAUUGGCGAUGCCAUUUUCCCUGGUCUAGGCACACUCGGUGGUGCACUGCUAGGUGGUAUCGGCGGGCACGAAUAUGGAAAGAAACGAGCAUCGAGCAAUCCGAACCAGAGACGGCAUAGGUCAUACAGCAACGACUUCGAUUACGGACACUACAAUUUACGAGAGGACGAUUACAAUAGGCGUGGCCGAAAAUAUUGAUGGGAUUAUUGAUGAUGUUCAAAUAUGCAACGCUGGUCGUUGGUGGGGUUCAUGACACGAUUAGACAGUUCUUAUGAGAUAUGUAGUUAUGAUGAGACGAUGGGCUUAUAGAGCAUAGUUCAUCCUAUUAAAGAGAGGACAAAUUUGUUCACCCGGC
Messenger RNA from Cercospora beticola, 1410 nucleotides. RefSeq lists its product as uncharacterized. The record is from RefSeq and is a predicted model, not a curated record. NCBI's taxonomy places the organism in Eukaryota, Fungi, Ascomycota, Dothideomycetes, Mycosphaerellales, Mycosphaerellaceae.